ACCACCUGACUGCCAGUGAUAUAGCGAGUACCCGCUCAACCGUAGGCAGCUGUGACAAUGAGCUAUGCGUAAAAGUUAAAAAUAACCAACAAGGGAAUCUACGAUUCAAGAUGGCGACACUGGGUAUGCUGUUGAUACUCCUGUCCACUACAGGAGUAGCCAUGGCAUCCGAUUGUUAUACCACUACCUCCUACAGUUCCGUGUACGGCAGUGUGAGGUAUAAGAGUGAGUCGUUCUACUGUAAUGACGGUUGUUGUGGAGGGUACUCUGGCUACUACUACUGCUGUCCUGCACCAGACUACUACGGCUAUUCAGAAUCCAAUGCUACCGGGGGGAUCAUAGCCGGUAUAGUGAUCGGCAGUCUGGUCGGCGUAGGGCUAUUCGUAGCCUUUAUUGUUUUCAUAUGUGUGUACUGUGUGAACGCCAACCGACGCUCCAUGCCCGGACAGGUUAUAGGGACACCGGCGACCGGACAACAAAUCACAUACGUCAACACACGUGAGUACAAAGUGGAUCACGUCUUCAGACAAACCUAACCGUCAACAUAGCUU
Molecule: messenger RNA, 551 nt
Organism: Mizuhopecten yessoensis (Yesso scallop)
Lineage: Eukaryota; Metazoa; Mollusca; Bivalvia; Pectinida; Pectinidae
Exons: 3
Coding region: 111-536 (141 amino acids)
Source: RefSeq, a predicted model, not a curated record